AGACCAGACUUCAAAUUAGUGUUUUAGACCGGGUCAAUUGACAUUUCUAGCUCAAAUCUCAUGAACUACUAUAAGCACUACAACGCCGUUUCAUAGCGCUUAUAGAGAACAAAACCUAAUAACAGUCACGCUGUUCACUCUUUAACUUAUAUUUUUGGUGGGAAGGGAUUUAAGUAGUAAAACCUAGCAGUCGAUCGUCUCCAUCUCCUAGCUCGGGGUUUUUUUGAGCAUCUUGGUUUCAGUUUAUUUUAGAUGGCGCUCGAGAGGAUUUUUAAAGAUGAAGCCAGUGAAGAGAAAGGACAGCGUGCUAGAAUGGCAUCAUUUGUUGGUGCUAUGGCUAUUGCUGACUUGGUGAAGACAACCUUAGGACCGAAAGGAAUGGAUAAAAUUCUACAAUCAACAGGCAGAGGGCGUGAAGUCACUGUUACAAAUGAUGGGGCCACUAUUCUUAAGUCUUUGCAUAUUGACAACCCAGCUGCUAAAGUCCUUGUUGACAUUUCGAAAGUCCAAGAUGAUGAAGUUGGUGAUGGUACAACUUCCGUUGCCGUUUUGGCUGGGGAGCUUUUGAGGGAGGCUGAAAAGCUGGUGGCUGCUAAGAUUCACCCAAUGACUAUUAUAGCAGGCUUCCGAAUGGCAGCUGAAUGUGCUCGUAACGCUUUGUUGGAGAAGGUCAUGGAUAAUAAAGAGGAUGCAGAAAAAUUCAAGUCAGACUUGAUGAAGAUUGCAAUGACUACUUUGAGUUCCAAAAUUCUCUCACAGGACAAGGAACAUUUUGCACAACUGGCUGUUGAUGCUGUUAUGAGGCUCAAGGGCAGUACUAACUUAGAGGCCAUCCAAAUUAUCAAGAAGCCAGGCGGUUCACUAAAGGAUUCCUUUCUAGAUGAAGGAUUCAUUCUUGACAAGAAAAUAGGCAUUGGACAACCAAAACGCAUAGAGAAUGCAAAGAUAUUGGUGGCAAAUACUGCAAUGGAUACAGAUAAAGUGAAGAUAUAUGGGGCACGUGUUCGUGUUGAUUCAAUGGCUAGGGCAGCAGAAAUAGAAGGAGCUGAGAAACAAAAGAUGAGAGAAAAGGUGCAGAAGAUAAUAGGUCAUGGAAUAAACUGCUUUGUGAAUAGGCAGUUGAUUUACAAUUUCCCAGAGGAACUAUUUGCAGACGCUGGUAUACUUGCAAUUGAGCAUGCCGAUUUUGAUGGUAUAGAGCGUUUGGCUCUAGUAACUGGUGGUGAAAUUGCAUCAACUUUUGACAAUCCCGAGUCUGUUAAGCUUGGGCACUGCAAGCUCAUCGAGGAAAUCAUGAUCGGUGAGGACAAGUUGAUCCACUUUUCUGGUGUUGAAAUGGGUCAGGCUUGUACCAUAGUAUUGAGAGGUGCAAGCCAUCAUGUGCUCGAUGAGGCUGAGAGAUCUCUGCACGAUGCUUUAUGUGUGCUAUCACAGACAGUCAAUGACAGCAGGGUUUUGCUUGGGGGUGGAUGGCCUGAGAUGGUUAUGGCAAAGGAAGUGGAUGAGCUUGCAAGGAAGACUCCUGGGAAGAAGUCUCAUGCCAUCGAUGCUUUUUCUCGGGCACUUAUUGCUAUUCCAACAAUCAUUGCUGACAAUGCUGGUCUUGAUAGUGCUGAGUUGAUAGCUCAGCUCCGUGCAGAGCACCAGAAGGAGGGAUGCGCUGCAGGGAUAGAUGUCAUAUCUGGAUCUGUAGGAGAUAUGGCUGCCUUGGGGAUCUCCGAAGCGUUCAAAGUCAAGCAGGCUGUACUGCUAUCAGCAACUGAGGCCGCUGAGAUGAUUCUUAGAGUUGAUGAAAUCAUCACUUGUGCCCCAAGGAAGAGAGAAGAUAGAAUGUGAAAAUGACUCAUUAUUUAGGGGUCAAAGGACUUCAGUUGUAAUGUUCACCAACUUUUGGUUUCUUGACAUGUUAUGACUAUAUUGUACUUCCAGGUUGGAUUAAGUUGCAGAAUUGAAAAAACCUUUUGUUUGAAAAGUGAUUUGAAAUUUUCUUUCUCAA
Messenger RNA from Mangifera indica (mango), 1996 nucleotides. Its product is annotated as T-complex protein 1 subunit beta. The transcript is spliced from 12 exons. Gene Ontology annotation, biological process: protein folding. Gene Ontology annotation, molecular function: ATP-dependent protein folding chaperone; ATP hydrolysis activity; ATP binding. Lineage: Eukaryota; Viridiplantae; Streptophyta; Magnoliopsida; Sapindales; Anacardiaceae. The record is from RefSeq and is a predicted model, not a curated record. Gene Ontology annotation, cellular component: chaperonin-containing T-complex; cytosol. Bases 253 to 1836 code for a protein of 527 amino acids.